AUGAAACAAUUGUGUGAUCAAGAAGACCCCAACGAGAAGGAGGAGGAAGAGGCCGUUCUACUUGUACCUCGAAAAUCAAAGAAUCAAAAAUCAAUACCAGUUGGGCCUUACCAGAACAAAAUUCAAAAACCGUCACAUGCCAUGUUAAAUCGACAUCGGAAUUCCAAAUACAUGCUCAAUACAACUCCUAAUUUUUUACAACUAGCCAAAGAGUAUCCAUUCUUUGCACAAUAUGUGAAUGAACAAGGAUCUUUGGAUUGGAAAAAUGCAGAAGCAGUCAUGAAUUUAACUAAGGUUCUAUUAAAACAUGAUUUCGAUAUUGAAUGGAGCUUACCAUUGGAUCAUUUGUGUCCUCCUGUGACCAAUCGAGCCAAUUACAUUCAUUGGUUAAAUGAUUUAUUGGAACUUGAAAAAUCCAAUGAAACGACAAUGUCAACUAUUACCACUUCAACUGAAUUGGAUCGACCCAUUGUUGGAAUUGAUGUUGGAACUGGAGCGAGCUGUAUUUAUCCUCUAUUGGGUCACAAAAUGUAUCAAUGGAAAUUCAUUGCCACAGACAUUUCAGAAGAAAGUUUAAAAAUUGCACACGAAAAUAUUAUGAAAAACAACGAGUCCUUUCAACAAUCCGUCUAUUUGGUACAUGUCGAUGAAUCUAGUCAAGACAUUUUGAAAAACAUUCUCUCAAAUAUUGAAUCCAUGCCUCAUGAAAAACCUUCUUGGUUACGGCAAUUAACACGAGUAGAUUUUACCAUGUGUAAUCCUCCCUUUUUUGAUGAAGAUGAACCUGUGAAUAGAAAUCCUAAAAAUGAUUGUCGAGGAAAUUCCAAUGAAAUGGUUACUGUGGGAGGUGAGGAAACAUUUGUAAAACGAAUGAUUGAGGACAGUGUCUUUUUAAUGACUCACAAACACUCCAUGUCCAUUUUUGAAAAUUGUUGGUUCAGUUCCAUGUUGGGAAAGAAGAAGACCUUGCAACCAUUGAAAGAAUACAUUGCACAACUGAAUGCCAAUGAGAUGAAACUCUUAAAUUCCCAGAGAUUGAUCAUUUUUCACACCACCGAGUUUGUUCAAGGAAAGACUUCACGAUGGGGAAUUUGUUGGCAGUUCCAAAAGAUUUCCUCCUCUUCUGAAUCAUCAAGCACACAGAUUCAAACCAUGAACACAACAUCUUCCAAAGCCAUGGUUAGCUCCAUUGCAGUUCAGCGAGACAUGUAUCAAACAGUGACCAAAGGUUUUGCCACUGCAGGCUCUUUAUUGAACUCGAUUGGAAAUGUUCUCUCGAAACACAAAGAUUUUAUUACUAUCAAGAGUAGAGAUACUCUCAUGGCAAAAAUUAAGGGAUAUUUGGAUCAGGAUACGAGAGAGGCAUUUGAGAUUAGUAUCAUUCAGACUCAACCAAAACGAUUUUCUGUGAAAACAAGCUAUCAAGGCCAUGGGUCUGGAUCUGCAACAACGUCGGAAUCUGUGUCCGUGUCCUUUCAAAGAAUGUAUGAUGUAUUAAGCAAACAAGUGUUUUGCCAUUGCGUGUAA
Molecule: messenger RNA, 1527 nt
Organism: Naegleria lovaniensis
Lineage: Eukaryota; Heterolobosea; Eutetramitea; Acrasida; Naegleriidae
Exons: 2
Coding region: 1-1527 (508 amino acids)
Biological process (GO): rRNA base methylation
Cellular component (GO): nucleus
Molecular function (GO): 23S rRNA (adenine(1618)-N(6))-methyltransferase activity
Source: RefSeq, a predicted model, not a curated record